AUGUUUGCGCUGCACUCUCGUCGAUUGCGAAGAAGGUUAAGCGGCACCACGUCUAGCUCAGCACGUAGACAAGCCCGAGAAAGAAGAUUGGCUGAGCAGACAAGAGCAGAAGGCGAGAGGAUCGCCAAGGAAAGAAGAGAACAGAGGCAAAAAGAAAAGAAAGAGCAACAGAAGAAGGCUCUCGCGGAGCUGGCGUCGUACGCGCCGUGGGGGCGGGCGGGAGGCGGGGCGCCCAACGCGCGCGUGCGGUACUCCGACCUGCGCGCCCACGGCAUAUACCCGGAGGAUGAGCUUAAGGGUAUCUCCCCCGAUCGACGCGGCUGGUCGACUACUCGUCGGCGACGGCCGCUGCGUCUGCGGGAAGACCCUCAGCUGUUCUUUGCCGACGCUCUCCGCCGCGCCAUCGACAACGACGUGCGGUACCGCAGUACACCCGACCAGCAGCAGGCGUAUAGACAAAUACUAGAUGACAUGGUCGAUAAGAAAAAAGAAGCUUUAAGUAAAGAAAUUAAACACAAUUUGGAAGACGAGCGAAAACUGAAUUCCAUGAGUGGACCUUGGGGCAAGCCUGGACCCGGAGGAACGAUUUGGAGAAAUCCGAGGAAUGUUGGACUGAACUUUUCCAAGUCCAUGGGUUGGACAGACAACGACAUUUUCAACAAACUUAAAGGGGACCACAAACACAAAAAAUCUUCGCUUACUUUGCCUGAAGUAAAGAGAGUUGAUGAUCAAGACAAGUCUGAUAAAGAGAACCAAAAACCGUCCGUCGACAAGUUGCCGGACAUACACAAGUAUGCUAACAAAAAGAACGACGCGGAGGAGUUAAUUCGAAUUUACUCGAAAAAGAGUCCAAAAAAGGGGAAGUUUGUGAAGCGAUUGUCGAACGGGGAGCGAGUGAGGAAAUCGGUACCGGAUGAGGAAAGUGGGGAGAAGAAAUUAACACCGGAAGAAGCGAUCCUACAUCUUACAGGGGGGAUAGAGUUGGUGCCGCUUCUGGCGCGGCGUAGGAGAGUGGGCGCGCGGACGCUUCCCUCCAGUGACGUAACAAGACCGCCAGACCAGUUGUGCCAAUGGCGUGAUGGUACGCUAACGGACAUGGACUACUUGCGAGAGCUCAAGCACCAGAUGAGAGUCAAGUACGAGAGGAAUCAGGAGAGUCGUCGCGACUCGGCGGAGAGCGCGCGCGUGCAUCACACGACGUGGGCGGCGCUGUGGGGCCGGCCGGGGCACGGGGCCCCGCAGCGCGGCCGCUACGCGCGCAGCAACCUGGCGCAGCUGCUGUAUGUGCCUCCGCUCAACUCCCAGCUCUAG
Aricia agestis (brown argus) is the source of this 1311-nucleotide messenger RNA. RefSeq lists its product as uncharacterized. NCBI's taxonomy places the organism in Eukaryota, Metazoa, Arthropoda, Insecta, Lepidoptera, Lycaenidae. The coding region runs from base 1 to 1311 and encodes 436 amino acids. The transcript has 9 exons. The record is from RefSeq and is a predicted model, not a curated record.